Messenger RNA from Tarenaya hassleriana, 2747 nucleotides. Its product is annotated as pentatricopeptide repeat-containing protein At1g63330-like. The transcript has 2 exons. Gene Ontology annotation, molecular function: protein binding. The record is from RefSeq and is a predicted model, not a curated record. Lineage: Eukaryota; Viridiplantae; Streptophyta; Magnoliopsida; Brassicales; Cleomaceae. The coding region runs from base 15 to 2078 and encodes 687 amino acids.
UUACAGUUUUUCCUAUGAUUUGUUUUUUUAAAAAAAAAAAGAGGAAGAAUUUGCUUUUCUCCAUCAAGAGUUUUCGCUGUGACCGCCGCUUCCACCCAGGGUUUUACAGAAGAAGCCGAAAUUGCAAUCUACCCGAUUUCUCAUUCCGUCUACGAAUUGAAGCUGAGAUGUCGAGAAUGGUCCGGACUAUGGCCGCUUUCACAUCGGCUUCUGCUUCCAGUUUGGUUCAGACUCAUCAACGCCUUCGAAGAGGUACUCUUAACACUUUCUCAGAUCGUUCCUAUGUUUUAAGUUGUCGGAGACUGGCUUCUUCUGGUGUUGACUACAGAGACAGAUUGAGAUUUGGGUUUCAUGGUUGUAGUAAUGUAGAUGAGGCUGUCGCUUUGUUCGACCACAUGGUUCGGUCUCGUCCCUUGCCUUCCAUUGUCGAUUUUAAUAAAUUACUGGCUGCAAUCGCCAAAAUGAAACAGUAUGAUGUUGUGAUUUCUCUCUGCAAGAGAAUGGAAUUGCUCCGGGUUUCACAUGACGACUACACUUUGAGUAUUCUCAUCAACGCAUUCUGCCGCUCAGGACAAGUGGUUUUGGGCCUUUCGGUUUUGGGGAAAAUCAUAAAAAGGGGUUACGAGCCUAACGUAGUCAUAUUCACUACCCUGAUCAAUGGAUUUUGUAUCCAAAAGAAGCUUUCUGUGGCGUUAAGUUGGUUUGACCAAAUGGUAUACGAGGGGUACAAACCUGAUGUUGUGACAUUUACCACUUUGGUCAACGGACUUUGUCGAGAGGGGAGAGUUUCUGAAGCUGUGAGCGUAGUUGAUCGGAUGUUAAAGUUGGGGUAUCAACCAAAUGUAGUUACUUAUGGCGCUGUUGUCAAUGGUAUUUGCAAGUCGGGGGAUUCUGCUUUGGCAUUGAAUCUGCUCAUGAAGAUGGAGGAAAAGAACAUUGAGGUGGAUGUCAAAAUUUACAGUAUGAUCAUUGAUGGUCUUUGCAAAGAUGGACACAUAGAUGAUGCAUUGAACCUUUUCGAAAUGAUGGACAGCAAAGGGAUUGCUCCAGAUGUUGUCACCUACAGUUGUUUGAUAAAAGGCCUUUGCGUUUUUGACAGAUGGAACGAUGCUGUCCGAUUGUUGAAUGAUAUGGCCAAAAGAAAAAUCUUCCCUAAUGUUGUCACUUUCAAUAUAUUGAUCGAUGCGUUCGUUAAAGAGGGAAAGUUUUUGGAGGCCAAAGAACUGUGCGAAGAGAUGAUCCGAAGAGGUUUAGUUCCGAAUACUCAUACAUAUACUUCAUUGAUCGAUGGGUUGUGCAUGAAGAAUCGCCUUGACGAGGCGAGACGAAUGAUCGAUUUUAUGAUCAACAGAGGAUGCUAUCCAAAUGCAGUGACUUUUAAUUGUCUGAUAAAUGGUUAUUGCAAGUGUAAUAAGGUUGACGAGGGUAUGAAACUCUUUCAUGAGAUGUCUCGAAGAGGGUUGGUCGGUGAUACACGUACUUACAACACUCUCAUACAAGGUUUUUUCCGAGCGGGCAAAGACAAUGUCGCCCAUAAACUCUUUUUAGAGAUGCAGAGACAGGGUGUGGAUCCUGAUCUUGUAACUUGCACAGUAGUGCUUGAUGGACUUUGUAAGAAUGGAAAACUGGACGAGGCGCUUGUAUUGUAUUGCGAGUUGGAAACGAGUGGGAUUGACCUCAAUAUAUUUGUUCAUAGUAUUAUGAUGAAUGGCUUGUGCAAGGCUGACAUGGUUGAUGAGGCACUCGGAUUGUUUAAUAAACUUUCGGAUAAAGGGAUUGAACCGAACGUAAAGACGUACAAUACAAUGAUUACUGGAUUUUGUAGAAAAAGUUUGCUCAGUGAAGCCGACAAGCUGUUUAAAAACAUGAAAGAGGUUGGUUGUAUGCCAGAUGAUUGUACGUAUAAUGUACUGAUCCGAGGUCAUCUCAAAGGUGGCCAUGUAGCAACGGUUAUCGAGCUCAUUCGGGAAAUGAGAAGCUGCGGUUUUUCUUCAGAUGUUUCAACAAUGGAAAUGGUUGUUGAUAUGCUAUCGGACGGGAGAUUGGAGAAAAGUUUUUUGGUUCUUCUUUCUCGAUGAGCUGUAAUGCGGAGGUUGCUUUCAGUCAUGGAAGUCGUAUGACAACGAGGCAGUUGAUCCAACUGAAGAAAUUCCUCUUUAGGCAGUGAAUGAACUCUCCCCAAUUCCUCUGAGGGUUGCAAGCUCUAAUUUGUCUUAAUAAUUUAACUAACUGAGUUGAGUAUUUUCCACGUUUGUAUAAUUUUUUUAAUAAUUUAAAAAUUCAUCGAACUUUCAACUUAGCGAUAUAAUCAGGUAAGUGUCAUUUUCCAAAUAAAAACUCGAAUUUGGAUUAGAAAGAGCUUUACUCUAUCCUUUAUCAAUUGCCAUGUUUGUGUAUUUUUUUAGAUAUUUUGACGAGUUGGUAUUUUAUCAUAGACGCUUAAUAACAAAACAAAGGCCCAAGUGAAAUUAUAUUAACGAUUUUUUUUACAUAGAAGAUGAAGAUAGGUUAUUAAAACGACACGAUUGUAUAGUAGAAACAUAGAAUUAGACCAUUUUCGCGAAUCAUUAUGCCGUCGCAUUAGAGAAUUUGUAAAUUCCACCGUUACAAAAAAAAAAGUAUAUGUAAAUUCCAUAAUAUAAAUUUUUCUAUAUAUAUUAUGUGACAGACACAGUAUAUAUAUUUAUCAACGCCUAUGGACAUGCGUCCCCUUUUUGUUCGGGUAAUAGAUUGGGCAAAAACGUCUC